This is a messenger RNA of Dunckerocampus dactyliophorus (ringed pipefish), 4588 nucleotides long. RefSeq names its product zinc finger protein 569-like. The transcript is spliced from 3 exons. Bases 175 to 2388 code for a protein of 737 amino acids. NCBI's taxonomy places the organism in Eukaryota, Metazoa, Chordata, Actinopteri, Syngnathiformes, Syngnathidae. The record is from RefSeq and is a predicted model, not a curated record.
ACGAGGAAAAAGCAAAAUGGCGUUUGACGGAGAAGACAUGACUGUGGUCAUUAUUGUUUUGUGUUUUUAAUUCAUUCCUACACGUACACAUAUAUACCGUGGAUAUAGAUACACGGAAGUUAUCGACACAUUGCCAAGCAGGGUGUGAGUGUAAAGUGUUGUAAUUGUGUGAAAAUGUGUGAAAGAACCAUAGCAAAGUACGAGGAGGAACCUUCUCCAACAGAAGAGAACGAGCGACGACUGGACGCUGUUUUCGAGAAGCAUCAAGUUGAGCACAACAGAGCAGAUGUUAGUGAAGAACAUCGUCCCUCUGAGCAGCAGGAGUGGAGCUCCAGGGUGGAGCAGGAGGAGCCACAGCCCCCCCACAUUAAGGAGGAAGAAGAGGAGCCACAGCCCACCCACAUUAAAGAGGAAGAAGAGGAGCCACAGCCCCCGCACAUUAAAGAGGAAGACGAGGCUCACAGCAUCUGUCAGGGGGGAGAGCAUCUUGGGGGACUGAAGGAGUUUCCAUUGGUUGACGUCCUGGUGAAGAGUGAAGACGAUGAAGACAAAGGUCAAACUUAUGAGAAGAGAGAGGUGGAGCCUCCAAGCAGCAGCUCGACUCAACAGAUGACGGCAGAAGCUGAUGGAGACCACUGUGGAGGAUCACAGGCAGACAACCUCUUAGCUCCACUAUCAGAUGACAACACCGUAUCACACUCUCCUGAUAUUGAUGAUGACAACUCUAAAGCGGAUAUGACAUGUUACGCUGACAACACACACUUUAAAUGCUCUCAAUGUGGGAAAACAUUUAAUCACCGAAGUCACCUGAAAGAUCACAUGAGAAUUCACACAGGAGAGAGACCCUUCGCGUGCUCAGUUUGCGGUAAAAGAUUCUCUCAGAAAGGAAGUUUGACAAUACACACAAGAAUGCACACGGGGGAGAGAAAUUUUUCCUGUUCAGUGUGUGGAAAAGACUUUGCACGAAAAUAUGAGGUGAAGGUGCACAUGAGAAGACACACCGGGGAAAAACCUUUUACCUGCUCAGUUUGUAGUAAAAGCUUCUCUCUGAAGGCGCAUUUGAUAACACACACAAGAGUACACACGGGAGAGAAACCUUUUUCUUGUUCAGUCUGUGCUACAAGUUUUAAACGAAAUCAGUGUUUGAAAAGACACAUGAAAACACACACUGAGGAGAAACCUUCUAGCUGCGGAGUGUGCGGCAAUGGACUAUCUCAGAAGUCACUCAUGACAACGCAUGCUGGAGAGGAACCUUAUACCUGCUCAUUCUGCUGUGUACAGUUUGCUCAAAAGUCUUAUUUGACAGAACUUUCCACAAUACACACUGGAGGAGAGAAACUUUUCACCUGUUCGGUCUGCGGUUUAAGCUUUGUUCGGAAUUCGGAUCUGAAAGCACACAUUAGAAUACACUCUGGAGAAAAAUCAUAUUCUUGCUCAAUCUGCAACAAACGCUUUAGUGUCCUUGCGCCACUGGUAGAACACAUGAGAGGACACACUGAAGAAAGACCAUAUUACUGUUCAAUCUGCAACAAAAGCUCUUAUGACCGGGCAGCCCUUGUAAGACACAUGAGAAGACACACGGACGUCAGUGAAGAUGCUCUCCCCCCUGCCCAGCAGGAGCAGGAACCGCGACCGCCCCGUAUUAAAGAGGAAGAGGAGGAAAACUGCAUCAUUCAGGACGGAGAGCAUCAUGAAGAACUGGCGGAGUUCCCAGUGAUUGGUAUCCGUGUGAAGAGGGAAGUUAAUGAAGACAAAAGUCAAAGUGGGGAGAAGAGAGAAGUGGAGCCUCUAAGCAGCAGCUCAAUUCGACACAUGACAACGGAAGCUGAUGGAGAGCGCUGUGGGCCACAAACAGACAGCCUCUUAGCUCCACUUUCAGGUAGUGACGACACAUCACACUCUCCUGACUCUGAUGAUGAAGACCCUCGAGUUGAUUUGACAUGUCGUGCUAACACCGCACACUUUAAAUGCUUUCAGUGUGGCAAAACUUUUAAUCACCGUUUCAAUUUGAGAGUACACAUGAGAACACACACGGGAGAGAAACCAUACAUUUGUUCGGUGUGUGGUAAAAGUUUUACACAGAAAUCAAGUUUGACAGCACACAUGCGAAUACACACUGGAGAGAAACCUUUUUCCUGCUCGUUCUGUGAUUCACGUUUUGGGCAAAAUCAAUCUUUGACAAUACACAUGAGAAGACACACUGGAGAAAAACCAUAUUCCUGUUCAAUGUGCAACAAAAGCUUUUGUGACCGAUCAGCACUUGUAGUGCACAUGAGAAGACACACAAGGGAGAAGAAAGAGAGAUGCAGUGUGUGCGAUGAACGAUUCUUUUAUAAGUACCAGCUUCACAAUCACAAGUGUGCUGGUAAGAACGGCAGCAGCACGUGAAGCUGCGGGACUUGAAAUAAACUCAAGACUUUGAUUAUUGUUUUUUUUUGUUUGUUUCAAAAUGGCGCAGUUUGCGUGGUGGCUAGUGUUCCUAUCCAUCCCCUUUGUGAUUUUUUUAUGUUUCUAUCUUCCUUUUGCGUGUUUUUACUUCUUGGUUUCAACCUCUUUGGAAUUGUACAGCAAGAGUGUAAUGGCAAUUACUAUAUUUUACCAGUAUUCCAUUUGAUUUUACUAGUAUUAGUUAAAGUUAUGCACUAACAUACAUAUACAGUAUAUGUACUUUUGCCAAUAUAAGCAUUUAUUUUACACUUGUUUGUCAGAAGCAGCAAGUGCCACAUUGUAAUGAACAGACAGAGGCCAUCUGCCUUCAAAACAAAUGUAAUUCUCUCAAAACAAAACUUACCCCCACCCUCAGUGAUCUAACUAACUAAUCAGACUGCUACAAGUUUGAGGUAAAGUUUCUUAUUUUUUGCUGCGGACUGAAAACAUGUGGGUUUGAGAUCAAAAGACCAAUACGACACCAACAUUUCAGCUUUCAUUUCCAGGUAUUGGCUUAAUAUUUGAUAUUUGUGUUAUAUUUAUAACUUUAAACAGCACUUACUGUUUGAACCCACCCGUAUUGGAACAUGUGACUGAUAGGUGUGAUUUGUCGCCCAUCUGUGCCCUACUGCAUCGUUUAUUCGAUCAAUAAAAGUUUCAGAUUGGGUAGGAUAGGUUUUGGCUGUGUAGACUGCAUUUUGAGGUGAAAACAACAUGAAAACCAGAGACCUGUCGAUGGGUGAAAAGAUUGAAAAUUGUUUCCAAAUGUGUCUAAAACUGUGUUUGCGAGCAUUUCUUUUUUUGCCCAAACAAUCCAUCCACUUCACAGGUGUGGCAUGCAGGUAUUUUCUCUCCAGUACUCUGGGAUAGACUUUCCCAGGGAGGCUGAGGAGUUGGAACGCACGCUUUCAUCAAAAUUGGUCCGUCACAGAAUGGAUUUGGCGCUUCCCGUUCGCCCUCGCUCAUGAACAAAGUAUAAGGACUGUCACACCGCUUCAUAACACACCUCAUGCGCACUUGGCUUGCCAGAGAAUCAGUUGAGACCUGUUUUGCAGUUGAGACCCGUUUUGCCAGUUUUGCAACUCGGACGCUAAAUUUAGCAGGUAGAGGACGGGUGCAUUAAAUGUGAACGACGACAUUUUGGGUCGGGUUUGUUGCACCAUGCAGUUUUUGGUAGUUAAAUACAAGCGGCCACAAAAGGCAAAGGAAAAAUAGAGCAAAAAUGUGUAAUCUAACUAAGAAAAGCUGAAAUGUUGAUACCAAUAACUAAUAAAAACACAAAGAUUUGUCUUUAAAUUAUUAGCCUUUUUCCAAAAAAUUGUAAAUAUCAAAAUAUGCAGCUCGCAGUGGACAAAGAGUGGUAGCUACCGUUUUGGUGUUAAAAUAAGGCUAUAUUUAGUUUAUAAUUCUCUUUUACCUUGACAUGCCACUAGCAGUCUUCCUCUGAAGUGUCACCUGACCACUGUGGCAUGUCAUUUAUCAGCUGAUCUUGCUUGGUGUGGUCCACCAGGAUGAUCUCUGGAGUAGAGUCCCGAGUGUGAGAGAGCAUAGACGCUUCCUCAUCUCGAUUGGCGGUAUCCUUGGUCAGUUUGCUUACUGUAUUUUGAUCACAUCCUUAAUCAGUCGUUGGUGUUUGUUGGUUUCUGUCUUGAUUGUUUUGGCCUUGUCCCAGUCCACGAUGUGGUUAUUUCAUAAAAGGGGCCCUAUCCCUCUCAUUUUAGGGAUUUUAAAAUGAUAUCGCAUCCCAGUGGGGCACUAUAACGCGUUUCCUGCAAUAAAGCACUCAAGAAAUCCGAAGUAGCGUACAAGGUUAAAUCUGCAUUUUUCUCCUCUUUGCCAAAAUGCCCCAAUUCCACAGUUUGCUCGCCCAACCGCGCCUACUCUGUUGCAAUUUGUCAGGGGUUCAAGCCGUGAAAAUAUUGCGAAAAUUUUGGAGUGGCAUGGAAAUUUAAGCAGGGAUAAGUUUCACACACCCCAGCCUCAUGAUAUGACAAUCCCAAGACAUGUAGAACAAGAGGACAACAUUUUAACAUAUAUAUUGCAAAUGGAUAGGACCCCUUUUUGGGUUUCCUGUUCUGAUUUUUGAUUAUGGGUUCUUGUCAGUCGUCCUGUUGUUCUUUCAAUGUGUUCAGUGUCCUUCCUGUUUUUACCACGUAUGGCA